CCAAUGGCUCAUAUGAACCUCUUUACUUGUUGGUAAAAGGUCUGAACAGAAAGGAGAACUUUUCAAAAUCAGAUGUCAGCAGCUAUCAGUAUGAGGUACUUGGUGGUACGCAUAACUUGUUGGCAACAAAGCAACUUUUAGAGAAGCACCCUGAUAGUGAAGAGUAUAAGGGAAGAUAUGCAAGAAUAUUUGUUGGGUUAACAAAUUUUUAAGCUUUAUGGCUGGCGUCAAGGCAUAAUAAGACUGGGUGUUUCCGUCAUUAAAUGACAUUCAAAGAUGAGGUGGAAGUUGCUCACAGGCAGUUGGAGAUCAUUGGUACAAAAAAUGAGAACAAUGAUUUAGUUCCUAGUCAGCAAUGGAGAGACAGAUGUUCCCACAUAUUAGGAAAGACAAAGAAAAAUCUUUCUGAUGUAUUUCUUGUUGCUGCUCUCCCAGAAGAUGGUUAUCAGUCAUUCCUUGAGAUGUGCCGAAAAUAUGAAAAAGGUCUUCUGAAAGACCAGCGAGCAAUGGCAAAGGACCUACAAGAAAAGCCGAGGUUCAAGCCAUCAUACAUCAAAUGCUUAUUUGGCCUCGACGUUUCAGAUCGUGUUGCUCUGUUGGGUCAGGUAAAGAUAUUUCUUCCAUUUUUAGGCGUAAGAUGCCCCUUAGCUUAUUUUUUUGCCUCUAACGUGUUCCAAAGAAUUUUGAACAUUUCCAAACUUGUAAUUUUCCGCAUAUAUUAG
Dendronephthya gigantea is the source of this 722-nucleotide messenger RNA. RefSeq lists its product as uncharacterized. The record is from RefSeq and is a predicted model, not a curated record. The transcript is spliced from 3 exons. NCBI's taxonomy places the organism in Eukaryota, Metazoa, Cnidaria, Anthozoa, Malacalcyonacea, Nephtheidae. Bases 264 to 722 code for a protein of 152 amino acids.